UGGGAAUUCCAGCUGUCAAGUCUUAGAUUCAGGGGCUUUGGGGUUUUUAUUUCUUACAAAAUUGAUUUAUUUCGUUUGUAACGUUUGCCUGGCUUGCAAUUUACAGCUACAAGUUUCUAAAGGUGGCUACUUUAACCUGACAAGCCCAUAAUAUCCAGUCACGGUGGAGUGAGCUUUUGAUAGGAUAACUGCACUGCCUAUAAUCGCAUUAAGCUACAUGUAUACGGAUAGCAUAUCGAAUAUAAUGAUACGUGUAUGUUGCCAGGGCGUGCACAAUAAUUAUGGAGUUGGCUCUCCAACAAUACACUGCUCUACGCGACUCCAAUUUGAGGUCAAGAGCACAACAUUGAUUGGGUUGUUCCUCGGCAGUAAAUCCGGAAGUGUAUAUCAUUUUAGAUAUUAGUUCGUAUUUUGGUAAUUCUCUUGUAAUCGAUUACAGUACAUACAUCACCUGAUGAGCAUACCAUUCCCUAAGUAUCUACUAACCAACUGGUUCAUCAAUGUCAGGAAUAGUACGAAGUUUGAAAGAGAGGUUCGGAAAACCAAAUAGAAGACGCAGGAAAUUAGGAAAAGAUGAGGAAGAGUGGUAUGAUACCCUGAGUAAUUUGUCAGUGGACAGCAGCGACGAUGAAGAUGAUGUUUACUAUGACGCACCGGAAGAACCGAUUGAUGUCACAACAAUGUCGAAGAGAAAACGAAGACACAAAAAACAGGCCGAAAAUAAGUCAAAUAAAAAUCAAGCAACAAUGAAUUAUCAUUUCAAUACCCAAUCCGCAGGGAGAUGGAGAACGGGGUCCAAUAAUGGAACAUCUGAACAAUCCUGGAACGUUCCUAGUCACUCGCGAGAAAUCGGUUUUAAAUAUGAGACGGGUGUAUCGGAUUCCCCCAUUGGCACUCAGACAAGAGCAGGUGUGUUUCACUUUGGUGUUGGAGGACCGUCUAGCUCAACAACGUCAGAACGGGACACAACACGACCGUCUACUCUGAACACGGACCGGCCGCAAACAAUCGACACCCGACCAUCAACCAGCGCCUUCCGAUUGCAGUCAAAUAUUCCUGAAAUGGGUCAUCAGUAUAAAGAUGGAAUAGCUGACAACAAGAUUGAAAAACUAGCAACAUCUCUCAUGGAUAUUGACAAACAAAGAGUCAUUCACUUUGGUCGGGAACUUGGAUUACAAAAUGUUGGAAAGUAUUGUGGAUAUGGAAUUGGUAAACCGAUCUAUAAAUCAAAAAUACUUCUCAUGCUGCAAGACUGGAAAGGCAGAACCCCUGAUGCACAGCAGGUCCAAGGUUUAAUACAGGCUUUGAAGAAUGCAAACCUGGAGCAGCUGGCAGGGAAUUUACAAGACGACCCGGUUACGUUUAAACAGGGAGUUAGGAGUUCUCUCUUCUUUAAGGGAAGGAAGGUGACAGUAACCCUGAUGACAUCCUCUGAGCCUUUCAUCAUAGAGGGGUUGAGGACAAAGCUGAAAGCGUUACAGAGUAGUCGUCCCAAGCUCAUUGAAGCCGUUAGGCUCUACCAGCUACCGUACAGUGGACUAAAACACCACACCUUCAAGGAGGAUGUUGAUAUCAUGGUACUCUGUCAUUCAAUCGAAAACAUGAGAUUUUCCAUCACCAACGUGACUGACUCCCUCUACGACGAGUUCCUCGAAUACAGCAAUGAGAAACUUGGAAAAGAUAGAAUCGUUGUCAUGGCUCACGACUUCCCACCAGAAGCGGAAGAGGUAAGGGCAGUGAAGAUGGAUUCUUUUCGUUAUAGCCAAUACUCCACCUUCGAUAACGCAGGUCUGGUCAUGAUCUGUGGGAGGAUGGAUAAGAGAGAGCCGGAGAUUCGAGAUCGAGAUUGGGACAGCUUUGUGAAGUUCCUUGAGAAUGCCUCCAAGAAACCCCUUCCUUCCAAGGCUCCUCCUGCAGCUCAAACAUCAGUUCAUACAGAUGUCGCCUCCAACACCAAACAAACGUCUAAAUUAGAGGAGCGAAAAAUCAAGCCAUUGACAGUCUCUUCAAGUCUCUCCGUUAGGAUACAAACGAGAUCAUCCAAGCCCGUCAUCUAUAUCUGUACAUCCUAUGGACUCCACAGUAUCAAAGGGCUCGCUGAAAUGGUUCAGAAUUCGGUGAAACAGUGUUACUCUUCUUGCGAGAUCAAGGAGACGGAGCUGCCUUACAGUAGAUUAGAUGACUUUAAGUUUCCUUCAGAGGCAAGCAAAAGAGAUGCCAUGAUUCUCUGCCAUUCGGUGCAUAACAGAGGUUACUCCAUCACUGAUGUUCCCAACUCACUUUACAACGUUUUUCUAAAGUACUGCAAUCAGCUUUUUGGUAAGGAUCGCGUGGCCGUGAUCGUACACGACUUCAUUUGCAGCGAGGAAAUUCUUAAAAUCGAACUCCAGUCGUUCGGAAAGAGGCAGCCGACUGCUUAUAAAUUGGUGGGCUUCGUCGCUCUUGCGGGAGAUCUCGACACAUCCGAUGUCAAACUCUGCUACUAUCCAGAAAGUCUUGGCCUAGAUUCUUUUGUCAGAAAAUUACGCUGAAUGCGAUUUCAUAUUGAAUGAAUUGUAUCUGGACAUUCUUCACCACAAAGGGCAACUGCAAGUUUAAGAGUGGUGAAUUAGCGAGAGUGAAAACCCUGUCAAACCCUUGGAAUGAGAGUCAAUCGAUUUUUUUGCCUUACCGUUUCUCUCUACAUGACACCAAUGUUAAUAUUAACCAACUAACCAUUCGAAAUACCUGCUUUAUAACUAUUGAAUUGUUCUAUUUAGAUAUUUCUCAUCAAGGGAGAUCCAUAGCUAUUUUAGACUUCAUUUCUGUUAUGUGUACAAAAAAUGAUGUGUUACUUAUUAAAGUCACUUUGAAUCUGCUUUGAUGAAGCUUGGGAGGUGACGUCAUUAUAAGAGCUUCUGUUUUGCCCGUCAGAUUAAUUCUCAGAAAAUGAAAAAGCGAUUUGUUCCAAAAUCGGAUCGUCGACCAGUCGUAAUGUGUGCGGCGGCCUUUACGCAUAUAUACAAGUUGAUGGUGGAAUGUCUUCUCUGGGAACACGAUACGAAUGAAUAUUGUUCAUCUCAAGAAAUUGACGAAUUACAUUUAUGUACAUAGACCUUUCCAUGUUUUGCAGGGUGGGAGGGAGGUUAACUGUCUUGAUUGAAUUGGUGUUGGGGUAUGAAAAUCGUAUCGAUAUUGAAAAUUAUAGUCAACAUGUGGCCCAUUGCCAUGACUGCAUUUGGACUGUCGCUUGGUUUACUUAAAAUAAUAUUUUCUCCUGUUUUGUUGUUGUUGUCAACUUGGCACUUUGUAAAGAGUUUUGAUCAGCGUUGAUAUUUGAAAAACACCAAACGUAUUAUGGUAUUUCUCAUCGGUUUGAAAAA
Messenger RNA from Lytechinus pictus (painted urchin), 3362 nucleotides. RefSeq lists its product as uncharacterized. The record is from RefSeq and is a predicted model, not a curated record. The transcript has 8 exons. Gene Ontology annotation, molecular function: protein binding. Bases 501 to 2531 code for a protein of 676 amino acids. Gene Ontology annotation, biological process: signal transduction. Lineage: Eukaryota; Metazoa; Echinodermata; Echinoidea; Temnopleuroida; Toxopneustidae.